This is a messenger RNA of Prosopis cineraria, 2436 nucleotides long. Its product is annotated as histone deacetylase 5-like. Gene Ontology annotation, biological process: chromatin organization. Gene Ontology annotation, molecular function: histone deacetylase activity. The record is from RefSeq and is a predicted model, not a curated record. The transcript is spliced from 14 exons. Gene Ontology annotation, cellular component: histone deacetylase complex. The coding region runs from base 190 to 2190 and encodes 666 amino acids. Lineage: Eukaryota; Viridiplantae; Streptophyta; Magnoliopsida; Fabales; Fabaceae.
AAAUUUUGUAUACGUAAAAGUGGAGAACUUAUGAGAUAAACUGAUUGAAAGUGCUGCGUUUCAAAUUCAGAAGUCUCCUUUACUUUUCUGUUGCACUCGAACUUCGCUUCAAGACUUCAAUUAUCUCUCCCUCUCUUGCUCACAGAGAAUUAGAGAGAGGCGAGCUAGUGGCGGAGAAAUCUUGAUUUCAUGGAUGCAGUGGAGGAGCCUGACACUGAGAGAAGGAGCAACAGUAUUGGUAGUCACGGUCAACGGCGCGUGGGCUUGCUGUACGAUGAGAGGAUGUGUAAGCACUACACCCCAGGCAAUGACUACCAUCCCGAAAACCCAGACCGGAUUAGGGCUAUUUGGAAGAAGCUCCAGAACGCUGGUAUUCCUGAAAGAUGUGUGGUUUUGGAUGCCAAAGAAGCUGAAGACAAAUAUUUACUGUCAGUGCAUUCAAAAAAUCAUGUAAACCUGAUAAAGAACAUCAGUUUAAAACAAUUUAAUUCACGGAGGAAUAGGAUUGCAUCAAAAUUGAAUUCUAUUUAUUUCAACGAGGGUUCUUCAGAAGCUGCUUAUCUUGCUGCUGGCUCUGUUGUUGAGAUUGUUGAGAAAGUCGCAAGGAGGGAAUUGAAUUCUGCUGUUGCUAUUGUCCGGCCUCCAGGGCAUCAUGCAGAAUAUGGUGAAGCCAUGGGGUUCUGUCUAUUCAACAACGUGGCAAUUGCAUCAAGUUAUCUCCUAGAUGAAAGACCAGAAUUAGGUGUGAAGAAAAUUUUAAUUGUUGAUUGGGAUGUUCAUCAUGGAAAUGGCACUCAAAAAAUGUUCUGGAAUGAUUCUCGUGUGUUAUUCUUCUCUGUUCAUAGGCAUGAAUUUGGGAGUUUCUAUCCAGCAAAUGAUGAUGGUUUUUAUACCAUGAUUGGAGAAGGACCAGGUGCUGGGUUUACUGUUAACGUGCCCUGGGAAAAUGGGCGAUGUGGUGAUGCAGACUACUUUGCUGUUUGGGAUCACAUCUUGGUCCCUGUUGCCAAGGAAUUUAAUCCGGAUAUGAUUAUAGUAUCUGCUGGAUUUGAUGCAGCUGUUGGUGACCCUUUGGGAGGAUGUCGUGUUACCCCAGAUGGUUAUUCAGUUAUGUUGGAAAAGUUGUUGAAUUUUGCUCAAGGUAGGAUUGUGUUGGUGUUAGAAGGAGGAUAUAAUCUUAAAUCAAUAGCGAAUUCAAUGCUUGCUUGUGUGAAAGUUUUACUAGAAGAGAAGUCUAUUACAAGAUCCUUGGAGGCCUAUCCAUUUGAGUCUACAUGGCGUGUGAUACAAGCGGUCCGCCAGCAAUUAAGUCCAUUCUGGCCGACACUUGCCAACAAGUUACCUGAAAAUUUGAUUCGUCAAACAGCACCUCCUCCGCAUACUCUGAUCUCCAGCUCCGACUCUGAGACAGAGGAUGAUAAGGGUCCACAGAUUUCUGAAAAUCUAGAAGAGCUACUUCAGGGUGUUAUGGGGCCCCUCUCCAAGCUGAAUGUCGAUGUAGACAGUCAUGAACAACCAGCUACUGCUACUAACUCAUGGCGAUCAGAACUUUCAAAUAUUGUCAUCUGGUAUGCCUCAUAUGGAUCAAAAAUGUUGAAAUCGAGAUUUCUUAGCAAUACAGCGGGUGGGCAGUCGGAAGGUUUGCAAAUGCAAUGUUCUGGUGCAAUGGACACAACUCAACCAAGGGAGAUCCUGUGGAAAACAUUCCCUUGCUGUCUGUUUUUCGGUCGUGAUUCCUCAUAUAAGUGGGGUCCUGGUGGGGUUGCUUUCCUUAAUCCUGAAAGAAACUAUCAGGACAACACUUACAUGUGCCUGUACAAAAUUUCCAGGCUGGAGCAAUUAAAUGAUCUCUUGCUUCUGGAAAAUGGUCUAAGUCAGAAUAUUGGUUCUCCCUUGUUUGACACAACUGCCCUAAAUGUUAUUUCUAGCAAGGAAUUUGAUUCUCUGGAGGUUGUCAAGGGUGCUUGGUAUGGUAAUGUUGUAUAUUUGGGCAAGGAGCAGAACAUUCCAAUUCUUACCUUGACGUGUUCACUUUCUAAUAUUGAAAGCUUCAAAUCUGGGAAGCUACCCUUGCGUGCCCCUAACAAAUCUUAUGCCAACGCCUUAGUAAGAGGCUUGGUAGAAGGAGGACAGCUUUCUGAGGCAGAAGCUAUUGCCUACAUUGAUGCUGCUGCUGCUAAACCUUUAUAAUGACAGAUCAGCAUGUCAUUGCCUUUUGGUGUAAAUAUUUUAGAACUGUGACUUUUACACUAAGUACGUAAAAAAAUUGUUAGGUUUGGAUGAUUUGGUCCAUCUUUUAUGCCUUUUAUUUUGGAUGGUUUAAUACAUGAUCCUUGAUAUUGAUGUGUUGUUUCCUAUGAAAGCGGUGACAAGUAGUAUUGGAUGUAAACUAGGAUUGUUGCUCUCUGGCAUUCGAAAAUGAAGAAGUUUUAUUUA